GUGCCUCCUUCACACCACCACCACCACCACCUUUGUGCGGAGCUCAAGACAGAUCACUGGUCUGCUGUCUCUUUCUCACCUUCUUUCUCAACACCUCUCCUCUCUUUUUCUUCUUUCUUCCAUUUGGUUUCUGUCUGCAACAUCUCUUCUUUCUUCCACGUUGUGUUUCUCUCUCCCUCUGCAUUAAUGGUGUUUUGAUGCUGCUUUUCUGCUGCUUCUAAGAGGUAGAGAUGAGAGGAGCAAUGGGUUCAACGCAGAGCCCAAUUGAGGCUAGACAACGGCUAUCUGUAUCUAUUGAAGAUACAUACAAAAGAAGGUCACAGAGGAGUAAAGUUAAAGAUGAGAAGCCCUUUCACAUCCCCAUACAAGACAGGAGCACAAAAUGCAAGUUUCCUGCAUUGAAGCUGGUACUAGUUAUAAUUGUAUGUGGCACUUUUAUUACACUCUUCUACUCUCCAGCUGUUUGUAAUGACCAUAUAUCACACGCUAACUCCCGGCCAAGUUUUGUUAACAGGUGGAUAUGGGGUGGUUCAGAUCCACGGUAUAUAUCGGAUUUAGAUGUUAAUUGGGAUGAUAUCUCAAAAGUCAUUGAUCAGCUCGUUGACAUGAAUCAAUAUCAGGGAAUUGGUCUUCUAAACUUCAAUAAGACUGAAGUCAAUAAUUGGAAGCAGCUUAUUCCCCAAACAAGUCACAUUGUUCUGCACCUGGACUACGCUGAAAAAAAUGUGACAUGGGAUACCUUAUAUCCGGAGUGGAUUGAUGAGGAAGAAGAAGAUGAAGUCCCCAUUUGCCCAUUGCUGCCAAAGCUUGAAGCCCCGAAAAAACGGCUUGAUCUUAUUGCUGUGAAGCUCCCCUGCCGGAAUGAAGGAAACUGGUCCAGAGACAUUGCUCGGUUGCACUUGCAGCUGGCGGCAGCACAGCUUGCAGCCUCUGCCAAAGGCAAUUACCCUGUGCAUUUGCUGUUUAUUACCAGCUGUUUUCCAAUACCAAACUUGUUUACUUGCAAGGAACUUGCUGCCCGUGAAGGGAAUACAUGGUUAUACAAACCAAAUUUGAAUGUACUGAGGGAAAAGGUCCAACUCCCAGUUGGGUCAUGCGAACUUGCAGUUCCACUCAAGGUCAAAGAGCGGGUUUACUCUGGAGAUGUUCGUAGAGAAGCAUAUGCAACAAUCCUGCAUUCUGCUCAUGUCUAUGUGUGUGGAGCUAUAGCAGCAGCCCAAAGUAUUCGUUUGGCAGGGUCCACCCGAGACCUUGUGAUACUUGUCGAUGAGACAAUCAGUGAUUACCACAGAAGUGGACUUGAGGCAGCUGGGUGGAAAAUCAGGACAAUCCAAAGGAUCAGGAACCCAAAAGCUGAAAAGGAUGCUUACAAUGAAUGGAACUACAGCAAGUUCCGCUUAUGGCAGCUGACAGACUAUGAUAAGAUCAUUUUUAUUGAUGCAGAUUUGCUUGUGCUAAGGAAUAUUGAUUUCUUGUUUGGGAUGCCAGAAAUCUCUGCAACAGGAAACAAUGGCUCUCUAUUCAACUCUGGUGUAAUGGUGGUUGAGCCAUCAAACUGCACAUUCCAGCUUUUGAUGGAUCACAUCAAUGAGAUUGAGUCCUACAAUGGUGGAGACCAGGGGUACCUGAAUGAAAUCUUCACAUGGUGGCAUAGGAUUCCAAGACACAUGAAUUUCUUGAAGCAUUUCUGGAUUGGUGACGAGGAAGAGAAGAAACAAAUGAAAACUCAUCUUUUUGGAGCUGAGCCUCCAAUUCUUUAUGUCCUUCACUAUCUGGGUUUAAAGCCAUGGCUGUGCUACAGGGACUAUGAUUGUAACUGGAAUUCGGACAUAUUUCAAGAGUUUGCAAGUGAUGUUGCUCACACUAGGUGGUGGAGAGUGCAUGAUGCAAUGCCAGAACAACUGCAGCAGUUUUGCAUGUUGGGGUCUAAGCAAAAGGCAGGAUUAGAAUGGGACAGGAGGCAGGCUGAGAAAGCAAACUACAGUGAUGGACAUUGGAGAAUCAAAAUAAACGAUCGUCGUUUGCACAAGUGUAUUGACAACUUAUGCUCCUGGAAGGGCAUGUUACGGCACUGGGGCGAGACAAAUUGGACAGACGAUGAAAUUUUCACUCCAACACCACCUGCAAUCACCAUGGCAUCUCUUUCUGGCUAGUGAGUUGCAUUUUUCCUUUUCUCACCAUAUUUACUUUUGUAAAUGACACGAGUUCUGGAAAAUGGAUUCAUUUUUUGUUGUUGUUGUUAUCUUA
Messenger RNA from Vitis riparia (riverbank grape), 2247 nucleotides. Its product is annotated as UDP-glucuronate:xylan alpha-glucuronosyltransferase 1. NCBI's taxonomy places the organism in Eukaryota, Viridiplantae, Streptophyta, Magnoliopsida, Vitales, Vitaceae. Gene Ontology annotation, molecular function: glycosyltransferase activity. The transcript is spliced from 5 exons. The record is from RefSeq and is a predicted model, not a curated record. Gene Ontology annotation, biological process: xylan biosynthetic process. Bases 231 to 2153 code for a protein of 640 amino acids.